GUCGCUGUUGUCGACGCGCAUGCCCAACAGCGUACUUCCUAAUAUCUCGAGAUGUCUGCCACUCUCAGACCUUAUCUUAGUGCUGUAAGGCAAACCCUAACAGCUGCUUUGUGCCUUGAAAACUUCUCUUCACAAGUUGUUGAAAGGCAUAAUAAACCAGAGGUAGAAGUAAAGAGCAGCAAGGAACUGCUACUUACACCAGUAGUAAUCAGUAGAAAUGAGAAGGAAAAAGUGCUUAUAGAAGGUUCAGUCAACUCACUCAGGAUUAGCAUAGCAGUAAAACAGGCUGAUGAAAUUGAAAAAAUUCUGUGCCACAAAUUCAUGAGAUUUAUGAUGAUGAGGGCAGAAAAUUUUGUUAUUCUCAGAAGAAAACCAGUAGCGGGAUAUGAUAUUAGUUUUCUGGUGACCAACUUCCACACGGAACAAAUGUACAAACACAAGAUAGUUGAUUUCAUCAUUCAGUUCAUGGAGGAAAUUGACAAGGAAAUUAGCGAAAUGAAACUGGCAGUCAAUUCUAGGGCACGUAUCUCAGCAGAGGAAUUUCUCAAGAGGUUUUAGCAUGACAUAAGUAUGAACAGCAAAUUUUCACUGCACUGAAGAUGGAAGUAAUAGUUUUCCAAAGGACACAAAGAAAAUGUUCACAGACUUUAGACAGUGAGCAGACCAUUCUCUCCGGUGUUUUGUUAUGAACUAUUUCUUAGAUAAAGGUGGAAUUGUAAUUAAAUCCCACACUGGAGCUUAUUUAAGGCUCAUCACACGGCCGUCUUCAGGUGAACUGGGACUCUCACCAAUGUCAAAUGAUGACAAUCUGCACUUUAGAUUUAAUUACAGUUUUGCCUUUGUCUUGAAACAACUGGAAUAGACCAAAUGCUGACAGUAGCAGCUCUGUUAAAUGCUAGUAGAAGAGCUGCUGAAGUGGCCUAGGUGCAGUGGCCAAGCACUAUAAAUACAAUUUAUAACCUAUAAAUAAGUUUUAGGAAGUUGACAAAUUAUUGUCACAAUUGUUAAUUAGCCUAAGAAAUGGCAAUUUUUAGGUAUAUAAAAUUGUUGGAGCUGUUUAUAUUCCUUAACCAUUCCAUUUUGAAUCUGGUAAAAAUAUAAUAGCA
This is a messenger RNA of Lingula anatina, 1106 nucleotides long. RefSeq names its product actin-related protein 2/3 complex subunit 4. Lineage: Eukaryota; Metazoa; Brachiopoda; Lingulata; Lingulida; Lingulidae. The record is from RefSeq and is a predicted model, not a curated record. Gene Ontology annotation, biological process: actin filament polymerization; Arp2/3 complex-mediated actin nucleation. Gene Ontology annotation, cellular component: Arp2/3 protein complex; actin cytoskeleton. Gene Ontology annotation, molecular function: actin filament binding.